UGCUGAACAUUUUCAUUCUGCUCUGGGUCUUCACCGGUCAUUCCAACAGCAUGUCUCUGCUACAAUAUCGUGCAACCGUGACACAACCAGAGCCGCAAUGUAGCCGAUGAGUCGAGUCCAAAUCCAUAAGUGAGCAAACGGCACUCACUCCGGGUGUUACACACUCGCUGCUUCUUUUUAACGUGGGGGGGCCGUCCGGUAAAUGCAAAGCCCCACGUCAUAAUCGCAAUCAUGACCGGCCGGUUUGCAAACGCGCUGCGACGCUUUCUUUCGAUGUGUACAGGGCUACUAUGCGAGUACAACCCCAUGCCCGAGUUUCCACUUAAAAGACCUGAAGCACGGUAAAGAAAUCACGAGGGAAAAAAAAUUACAUCGGAUCUCUCAUAUCCUACAGACUGGCGUGAUAUCAAACCAAACAAACCCCAGAACUCACAAUGGCACCUCAACUGGCGUGGCUCGGCCUGGGCAACAUGGGCAGGGGCAUGUGCAAGAACCUCGUCGAGAAGGGCAACCUGUCGCAUCCUCUGAUCAUCUACAACCGCACCGUCCAGCGAGCCCACGAUCUCUCCCAGAAAAUCGGCAACUCGACCGUGUCAGAAUCCAUACCGGACAUCGUCUCCAAGGCGGACAUCAUCUUCUACUGCCUGGGGGAUGACUCUUCCGUGCUGGACAUGGUCGACACCGUCCUCCAAAACGACGUGGCAGGCAAGAUCCUCGUCGACUGUAGCACGGUUCACCCGGAAGCCACGAGCAAACAGGCGGACAUGAUCGAGGCAAGGGGCGCCAGCUUCGUCGCGUGCCCCGUCUUUGGCGCCCCGGCCAUGGCGGACGCCGGGCAACUGGUCUGUGUGCUUGCCGGCAAGGUGGAGGCCGUGGACCGAGUCAAGCCGUACUGCAAGGGCGUCAUGGGGAGAGAGAACAUCGACUUUUCUGGCCAGGAGCCACGCAAGGCGACCCUCCUCAAGAUCAUCGGCAACACCUUUGUCGCCAACAUGAUCACCGCCCUCUCCGAAGGUCACGUCCUGGCCGAGAAGACGGGCCUCGGGGUCGAGGAAUUGCACAAGCUCAUCGAGGUCAUGUUUCCCGGACCGUACACGGCCUACUCCAACAGGUUGAAGUCCGGGGACUACUACCAGCGCGACGAGCCGUUGUUUGCCGUCGACCUCGCCCGGAAGGACGCCAGGCAUGCCAUGGCUUUGGCCGAGAGUGCCGGUUGUCGCAUGAAGGAUGUGGAACUGGCCGAUUCCUACCUGAAGGUGGUCAAAGACACACAAGGUGCCAAGGGCGACAUUGCCGGCAUCUACGGUGCAAAGAGACUGGAGAGUGGCUUGAAGUUUGAGAAUCAAUAAACCUCUUGACGUUGCGAUGCGAUGCGGUGCGUCUUGGUCUCAUGACGCGAACGAUCCUUUUGUGAGCCCGGGCAUGUCAUUGAAGCCAAUGGUCCACGCAAAGGCGUUACAGAAAGACUACUUGGGCACCUAGGUAACCUAGAAGAGUACGGAAUCUCAUACGCUCGUGGAAUAGAAUCAGCUUUGUGUCGGGGAUAACCUGUCAGCCAUUAAGUAUUUACUUGUCUUGCCCUUUUUGGUCAUCCUGUACGUAGUAGUAACU
Messenger RNA from Exophiala oligosperma, 1611 nucleotides. RefSeq lists its product as uncharacterized. The transcript has 2 exons. Bases 435 to 1349 code for a protein of 304 amino acids. Gene Ontology annotation, molecular function: NADP binding; oxidoreductase activity, acting on the CH-OH group of donors, NAD or NADP as acceptor; NAD binding. The record is from RefSeq and is a predicted model, not a curated record. NCBI's taxonomy places the organism in Eukaryota, Fungi, Ascomycota, Eurotiomycetes, Chaetothyriales, Herpotrichiellaceae.